This is a messenger RNA of Phlebotomus papatasi, 2629 nucleotides long. RefSeq names its product G-protein-signaling modulator 2 (gene pins). The record is from RefSeq and is a predicted model, not a curated record. Lineage: Eukaryota; Metazoa; Arthropoda; Insecta; Diptera; Psychodidae. Gene Ontology annotation, molecular function: protein binding; GTPase regulator activity. Bases 17 to 1951 code for a protein of 644 amino acids. The transcript is spliced from 6 exons.
UGAAAUUGCUAGAAAUAUGUCCUCCCUGUCUGCAAGUGCGGAAAAUCUAACAGACACCCAGACCAACGAUGGCUCUUCCAUGUGUCUGGAGUUGGCUCUCGAGGGCGAGAGACUCUGCAAAAGUGGCGACUGUCGAGCAGGAGUCGCAUUCUUCCAGGCUGCCAUUCAGGCGGGAACUGAUGAUCUCCGGAUUUUGAGUGCCAUCUACAGCCAAUUGGGCAACGCCUACUUCUACCUAGGCGACUACUCCAAAGCCAUGGACUUCCACAAGCUCGACCUCACUCUAGCUCGGUCCAUGAAUGACAAACUGGGCGAGGCAAAGUCCUCGGGGAAUCUGGGGAAUACUCUCAAAGUGAUGGGGCGCUUCGAUGAAGCGGCCAUCUGCUGCGAGAGGCACCUAACAUUGGCCAGGCAACUGGGGGACCGGCUCAGUGAGAGCCGGGCCCUCUACAACUUGGGCAAUGUGUACCAUUCCAAGGGGAAGCACAUGGGGCAGCGGGAUCCGGGAGAUUUCUCCGAUGACGUCAAGGAGGCACUCAUGAAAGCCGUCGGAUACUAUCAGCAAAAUCUCACUCUGAUGCGUCAGAUCGGGGAUCGUGGGGCUCAGGGACGAGCCUGUGGCAAUCUGGGCAAUACGUACUAUCUCCUCGGAGAUUUUCAAGCAGCAAUUGUACAUCAUCAGGAACGACUCAGUAUUGCGCGAGAAUUCGGUGAUAAAGCAGCCGAAAGACGCGCCAACAGCAACCUGGGAAAUUCUCAUAUCUUUCUUGGUCAGUUUGAACUGGCGGCAGAAAACUACAAGAGGACUCUUUCGCUGGCCAUUGAGCUGGGUGAGAGAGCAGUUGAGGCUCAGGCAUGCUACAGUCUAGGCAACACUUACACCCUCCUCAAGGACUUUUCACUGGCCAUCGAAUAUCAUCAGAGGCAUCUGGCUAUCGCUCAGGAGCUAGGGGACAAGGUGGGAGAGGCCAGAGCCUGCUGGAGCCUUGGAAAUGCAUACUCAGCCAUUGGGAACUACGAGAAAGCCCUCCACUAUGCGCAAUCUCACUACAGCUUAGCUACAGAACUCGGUGAUCCUGUUGGUGAAUCGACAGCCCGCAUGAAUAUCACGGAUUUGCGGAAGGUUUUGGGACUGCCAGAAAUUACACCCACAGAUUUAGAUGCCAUCUCCUCGGACAGCCAACGGUCCAAAGCAUCGGCCGAGCAGCAAGAGUCCGGUCAAACGGUUCGGCAAUUUCGGGUACGAAGGCAAAGCAUGGAACAAUUGGAUUUGCUUAAGUUAACUCCGGAUGGAAAGAAGGUGGAGCAUCAUACGAAAGGGGAGAGUGGGACUAUCAUGCAGGAGGAUGAUUUCUUUGAGUUACUCACAAAUUCUCAGAGUAAACGAAUGGACGACCAGAGGUGUUCACUGAAGGUUGCCGGAGGAUCUGUGGCGCAUGCCGAGGGGGCUAUGAGGAAGCCCCUGGCGGCACAGAAUCGAAAUCCACCACAGACCAAGGACAAUCGCAAUGCGCUGCUGGAGAUGAUUGCAGACCUGCAGUCCGAGAGGAUGGACGAGCAGAGGGCAACGCUGCCGGGGUUGGUGAACAGGGGCGGAGGAGGAGUGAUUCUGAAAGGAGCGGCAAAUGCCGCAGCGCCAGAUGACGCCUUCCUGGACAUGUUGAUGCGAUGUCAGGGAUCGCGACUGGAGGAGCAGCGAUCGGAAUUGCCGCGUCCGGGAGAAGGGAUGGAGGAUGGGGAAGGGGGCAGUGGGCGUAGGGGCAGGUCAAAUAUUGGCGCCACCGUACCUGAUGAGGACUUCUUCUCGCUGAUCUCACGUGUCCAGGGUGGACGGAUGGAGGAUCAGCGUGCUGCAGUGCCACUCGGUGUUUCCAGACGCCUCGGGAUGGCCCCCAAUCACAUUCAGCCACCAAAUAGCACGACGACGAAGGAGCCUGGCAAGAAAAUUUAAAAUCAUUUUAUUACCAUAUUUUAAUUGUCCCUCCAAUCCUCUUAGUGCAUAGGAUUUAUCCCUCCCAGAUUAAAAAGAAAAGAAAAAAACUCAAAUAUCACCUCGAGAUUGUGAACUCAAAUUCUUCUUCUUUCGUGUUUUUUGAUUGAGAAGAAAAGCAAAAAAAUAUAUAUUUACCACAAAAAAAAUACAGAGAUCAUGAAACUUUUAUGCAUUUAUAGCCAAAAUAAUUUUUUAUUUAGUAUUUUUUUGAGAUGACGAAUUUUUUUUACAUUUUAAAUCCUUCCUUUUUGUACUUUCCUUUUACACAUAAUAUACAAGAAAAAAAGAAAACAAAAAUAAUUCAAUGAAAAUAACUUUACAUCGAUAUUUACUUUUUCUCAGUUUGAGAAAAAAUUUUACAUUAGACAGAACUUCUUAAGUAAAGCCAAAGGAUAGCAAGAAUUUCAGAGGAUAUUUUAUGAAUAAUAAUUUUUUUUGUCCAAAAAAAAAAGUAAUAAUUUCAACAUAAUAAAUUGUAAAGUGUAGGAAUCUUUUUGAAAAAAAAACAUUGUGAAUGAAAUGAAAAUUUUCAAGUGUUGACUUUUGUGGCAGAGUAUCUCAUGGAGGAAUGUCUGUUUCAUCUGAAAAAUUUCACUUUUAAGACAAAUAAAAAUGCUAUAUAGAUUUUAUCUACAA